This is a messenger RNA of Exophiala oligosperma, 1458 nucleotides long. RefSeq lists its product as uncharacterized. The transcript is spliced from 3 exons. The record is from RefSeq and is a predicted model, not a curated record. The coding region runs from base 330 to 1130 and encodes 266 amino acids. Gene Ontology annotation, molecular function: oxidoreductase activity, acting on the CH-OH group of donors, NAD or NADP as acceptor. Lineage: Eukaryota; Fungi; Ascomycota; Eurotiomycetes; Chaetothyriales; Herpotrichiellaceae.
CUGAACUUCUCAUCUGAAUGAAACAAUCACUCUAGGUUCCGACGAUCUUGAGAGCGGGGUGGUGUUCAUGCUGUCACCGCUGACCUCUUGAAAACGCCACUAAACAUGCACAUACCCAGUACUAAAGAGAAAGCUAACCUUAGUCAGAUCUUCCGGCAAAUGUUGUUACCAUAGGUAUGGACUCGCGGAAUGUUGUAUCCGUACCGCCUGAAACGAGUCGUUUCGGGUGAUUUCUCCCUUGGCCUAAACAUUGCAGAUGAACGUUACACGAGGUACGAGGCAAGAUCAAAGACCUUUGCUGAACAGAGAUCUACCAAUAGCAAAUCAACAUGACACUCUAUCCUGGAGUUGCGGUUAUCACUGGUGCCGCAGGAACAGGUAUUGGCGCGGCCACGGCCAAAGCAUUUGCAGAAGCCGGGUGCAAGAGGAUUGCCAUCACUGAUCGUAAUGUCGAGCUACUCGACGAGACCAAGAGUGCCAUCUCCUCUGCAUGGCCGGACGUCAGAGUCUACUCUGAACCUGGGGACAUUUCCCAAGAAGAUUUUGUCAAUGCUUUCAUGAAACGCGUCGUCGAUACCUUUGGUUCCAUCGAUUAUGCAGUCAAUUGCGCCGGCGUCCUGGGCCAGAGUUUGAGAUCGCACGAGAUGGACGCCGCAGAGUUUGAUCGCGUCAAUUCGGUCAAUUAUCGUGGCUGUUGGCUCGCGUCCCGUGCAGAAUUGAGGCAAAUGGUGACACAAGAUCUUCUAGCUGGUGAUGAAAGCGGCAGAGCGCCGCAAAGAGGUGCUGUUGUCAAUAUCGCCAGCCAGCUUGGAAUCGUCGGCCGGCCCACAGCCCCCCAUUAUUGUGGAAGCAAAGCCGCUGUCAUCUCGAUGACACAAUGUGACGCGAUUGAUUACUCCCGAGAUCAUAUUCGUGUCAAUUGUGUCUGUCCAGGUGUUAUCGAGACGCCUAUGACUACGUCCGACCAAUUCACCAUUGACCGAUUGAAGCCCGCAAUCAAUAUUGCACCGAUGGGACGAAUGGGUCAGCCACAAGAAAUCGCGGAUGCCGCCUUGUUUCUAUGCUCGAACCGAGCAAGCUUCGUCCAAGGGCAUGCAUUGGUGGUUGACGGCGGCUACAUCAUCAAUUAACACCAACAAGGCUGGCCUCAUCCAUCUCGCCUCUAGCCACGAUUUUUCGAGGUGAUAAGAGCACAUAAACCAAAAUGAAGAUCUGACGGUUAUUGGAGACUGGUUUUGACUUGUAACACGAAGGAUAAGUACGGUAUCCUAGAUGACGAUAUCUAUAACUUCGAUGAGAUCGGCUUCAUGAUGGGCGUUACAUCGAUAGAGCUAGUCGUUACAGCCUUAGAGAUCCGUAAUUGACCUAAGUCUAUCUAACCAGGCAAUCGCGAGUGGGUUAUGGUAAUUUAGGCAGUUAACGCGCUCGGCUGGAUAAUCCUAUUGUUCAUUAUCUUCG